Messenger RNA from Exophiala oligosperma, 392 nucleotides. RefSeq lists its product as uncharacterized. The record is from RefSeq and is a predicted model, not a curated record. Lineage: Eukaryota; Fungi; Ascomycota; Eurotiomycetes; Chaetothyriales; Herpotrichiellaceae. The transcript is spliced from 2 exons. Bases 66 to 305 code for a protein of 79 amino acids.
CGGAUACAAGAGUAUCUUCGUUCUAAGACAUUCAUUUUCUGAGCAGGUCGUUGUUCGGCACAAGCAUGUCAAGCCGCAAAACUAACAACUAUUCGUAUCCUCUGAACGAGAGUGGCCAAGAUGCCGCAGCUGAGCGCGAGGCUCAAAGAUCGGUCCAGAAGCUCAAUGAGGAGGCCAAAAGGACUGCAACUCGUGAAGGUCUAUCGCCUGAAGACCCAGACUAUCUCCCACCAAUGCCUGCCACAAUUGGGUACUCGGCGACCCAGAAGAAGUACGUAGAUGUCGAGAAUCCCGUGAAGCGUUGAUAAGCUGGGAAUAUCUUGGGAGGUUGAGAUUUUGUGGAUUGAUGCAAUUGCUUCCAAACCUAUAUGAAAUAGAACUCUCCUUGAAAA